UCAAAUCUCUUCUCCUAACUUUCAAACUCUUUCUCCCAAGUUAAGUAAUUAACUAAUUAUGAAAAAGACAGAAAAACAAAAACAAAAAAACAUACAAAUAUGUAAUUAGUAGUAUAUACUUCUGGUUUUAUGUUUCGAUUUUUGGUUUUGGAGUUUUGCUUUUGUCUUUGUUGGGUUUUAGGACAGAGACCCAAAAACGCAAUCCAAAGAUAAAAGGGCAGAAAACCACUGACAGGAAACACUCUAUUAAGAACAGCAGCUGCAGCUUUACAGCUUUGAGAAAGAACUCAAAAAGAAGAAAUGGGUCAUGACCAGGAGGAGGAGGAGACACCACCAGCAACCCCAACGACCAGCGCCGGCAAAGACCAAGAAGAAGAGACUUGGAACCACCAGAAACAGACCGUUAUACUCGAGCUUUCUGAGAAGCUGAUAAAUGGAGAUCUUCAGGCCAAGAUUGAAGCUGCUAGAGAUAUAAGAAAAGUUGUUAGAAAAUCAUCUGUUAAGACACGUUCAAAGUUUGCUGCUGCUGGUGUUAUUGAGCCUCUUGUCCUUAUGCUCUUGUCCCCUAAUCUUGAUGCACGUGAAGCUUCUCUUCUUGCUCUUCUCAACCUUGCUGUUAGAAAUGAAAGAAACAAGGUCAUUAUAGUGACAGCAGGGGCUGUCCCUCCUCUUGUAGAGCUUCUCAAAUUGCAAGACAGUGCUUUGAGAGAAUUAGCCACAGCUGCAAUAUUAACACUAUCAGCUGCUGCACCUAACAAGCCCACAAUUGCUGCCUCUGGAGCUGCACCCCUUCUGGUUCAAAUCCUUAGCUCUGGAAGUGUUCAAGGAAAAGUUGAUGCUGUCACUGCCUUACACAACCUAUCGACCUGCAAAGAGAAUUCGAUUCCUAUUCUUGAUGGCAAAGCAGUUUCUCCACUUAUCAACCUCCUCAAAGAAUGCAAGAAAUAUUCCAAGUUUGCUGAAAAAGCAACAGCCCUACUCGAAAUCCUUUCUAAAUCUGAAGAAGGGCGAGCUGCAAUCACCAAUUCAGAUGGUGGGAUUUUAACCUUGGUAGAGACUGUUGAAGAUGGCUCUCUUUUCAGCAUGCAGCAUGCUGUUGGAGCUUUGCUUUCUUUGUGCCAGAGCUGUCGAGAAAAAUAUAGGGAACUUAUUCUUAACGAAGGUGCAAUCCCGGGGCUUCUGCGACUGACCGUAGAGGGCACAAGUAUAGCUCAAGAAAGAGCUCGUACUCUCUUGGAUUUGCUCAGAGAUACUCAGGAAAAGAAAUUGGCUUCCUCAGUCCUGGAAAAAAUUGUGUAUGAUAUUGCAACCCGUGUAGACGGAGCAGAUAAAGCCGCGGAAACUGCCAAGAGGUUACUGGAAGAUAUGGUUCAAAGAAGUAUGGAACUCAGCAUGAACCGCAUCCAACAUAGGGCUGCAUCUUGCACACCUGCCAAAGUUCCAUCUGCGUGAUGCAUGCUUUCUGCCCAGGAAGCAAGUACACCAGUUAAAAUUUAUAUCCAUUCUAGAUCACCAUCCAAGAGAGUGGUAUCAAUAGAGUAAAAUAUCAUGGAUUGAGUUUCACUACGAGUUUUUACCUUUUGGAGGUGCUAUUUACUACCUCAAGGCUGUGUUGUCCUCGUGUAUAUAUAAAAAACUUCUCUGUAUAAUACGUGUACAUUUCCACUGAUGAAAUCAUAAGAGAGGCUGCACUGAAUUAAGGUUGUGAUCUUUGACAAAAGUUGUCUAAAUCUUCCAUGUUCCUGAAAGACUACUCUUCAUUUUCCCCUGAUUAUAAACUUAUUUCACUCUUUUCUCCUGUAGACCCCAUAUCAGUCGUUAUUAGUGCUGCAAGAGAGUGGUAUGCAAAAUUUGGGAAGAUAUGUUGCUCAGCUUUUCAGGUUAGAGCAAGAUGUGUUGUAUCUAGCAUGAGUUUCAGCAUUAAAAAAUUAUCACCAACAUAAGUUCAUGGUGGUUCAAACCCAAGACCACUAAUGUCAAGGUUUAACAACCCUAACUAUUGAGGCAAUCCCUUGUUGGUAUCUUGGUUAUCUUCUUUGGUUCAAUGGAUAGGUUAUUCGGUUAGGUUAAUGGGAAUCCCUUGAUGUUCUUGAUGAAUAUUUGAAUCUAAGAUAUUAGUAUAUUUCCAUUGCUGAAAAGGAAGUAAUUUAAACCCUCAGAUUCAACUACGACAUUCAACAGUGCUCAACUUGU
Messenger RNA from Durio zibethinus, 2193 nucleotides. RefSeq names its product U-box domain-containing protein 17-like. Lineage: Eukaryota; Viridiplantae; Streptophyta; Magnoliopsida; Malvales; Malvaceae. Gene Ontology annotation, molecular function: protein binding. The record is from RefSeq and is a predicted model, not a curated record.